AUGUCCAGUGCCGGAUUCGACAGACACAUCACCAUCUUCUCGCCAGAGGGCAGACUAUACCAGGUGGAAUACGCGAUCAAAGCGAUCAACACCGCCAACCUCACCUCCAUCGGUGUGUGCGGGCGCGACUCGGUGGUUGUCAUCCAGCAAAAGAAGGUUCCGGAUAAGCUCCUCGACCCCGCCACCGUCACGUACAUGUUCAAAAUUAACAAAACCAUCGGGAUGAUGGCCACAGGGUCCAUCGCCGACGCCCGUUCACAGGCCUUGCGUGCGAGAGCUGAGGCCUCCGAAUUCCGCUACAAGUACGGUUACGACAUGCCGGUCGACGCGUUGGCCAAGAGAAUGGCCAACCUCUCGCAGAUUUUCACCCAGAGAGCCUACAUGAGGCCUUUGGGGGUUGCACUCACUUUCUGUGCCAUUGAUGACGAGCGCGGGGCUUGUUUAUACAAGUGCGACCCAGCGGGGUAUUAUGUGGGGUCCAAGGCUUGCGCCACCGGUCCAAAGCAGCAGGAGGCCACCACCGCGUUGGAGAAGAAGUUCAAGAAGAAGGACUUUGUUGCGGGCGACUGGAAAGAGGUGGUUGAGUUUGCCAUUACCACUUUGUCGAACGUGUUGAGCAGUGAGUUCAGAAAAAACGAUAUCGAGAUCGGUGUGGCCACCGCCGGGGGCUUUGUGCUUUUGACCCCGGACGAGAUUGACGAGAGAUUGGUUGCCAUUGCCGAGCAGGAUUAG
Babjeviella inositovora NRRL Y-12698 is the source of this 732-nucleotide messenger RNA. It is a transcript of the gene SCL1, whose product is annotated as proteasome core particle subunit alpha 1. NCBI's taxonomy places the organism in Eukaryota, Fungi, Ascomycota, Pichiomycetes, Serinales. The transcript is spliced from 2 exons. Gene Ontology annotation, biological process: ubiquitin-dependent protein catabolic process. The record is from RefSeq and is a predicted model, not a curated record. Bases 1 to 732 code for a protein of 243 amino acids. Gene Ontology annotation, cellular component: nucleus; proteasome core complex, alpha-subunit complex; proteasome core complex.